AAGGGGCGGGGGCAAGGAGCGGUCAUAGAAGUUGGAGUUCCUCUGCCCUAGAGCAGCUACCAGGAAGUGAGUUCCGUUUCCCUUUCCGGCUCGGCUUCUUGGGUUGGUCCGCGAUGGAGUCGGUGCUCAGCGAAGUGGUGGCGUUGGACGAUUUGCAGAGAUUUGAGAAGAAGUACAAUGCCGAGCUGAGUGCAGGCAGCGUUUCCAAAGGGACCACGUUCGAGUACGCCUGGUGCCUGGUCCGCAGCAAAUACAGCGAGGACAUCAAGAGGGGAGUUGUGCUCCUGGAAGAUCUGUUGCCUAAAGGGAGCAAAGAAGAGCAGCGGGACUAUGUCUUCUACCUCGGGGUGGCCAAUUACCGGCUGAAGGAGUAUGAAAAGGCACUGAAGUAUAUCCGGGGACUGCUGAAGACAGAGCCCAACAACACCCAGGCUUUGGAGCUGGAGAAGCUCAUCAAGAAGGCCAUGCAAAAAGAUGGCCUUGUCGGCAUGGCGAUAGUCGGCGGGAUGGCGCUGGGCGUGGCCGGCCUGGCCGGCCUCAUCGGCUUGGCGGUCUCCAAGUCGAAAUCCUAACUGGCCCCUUGGUUCUCGGCCGGGGCCCGCCUGACCGGCUGCUGAGAACUGAACGCUGCAGAGAAGCCGAAGGACCAUUUGGAAAGAAAGAAAAAAAGCUCCCCUGAAAGCCACUAACCUGACUGAUUCCUGGCUGCCCAUCACACUUGGCGGGGGGCCCCAAUGGCCGUUCAGCUCCGAUAGAAGAUUAGGGGGGGUCUCUUUGGGGGGGGGCUGGGGGGGAGGCAGAAUGGAUGAGCUCCAAUAACCCAACUCUCACGCUGCGUAACCCAGGGUUGUACCCACCCCACACCCUGUUCUGUUUCUCAUGGGUGGUUGCGUGCAGGUGACAUUAAUUCCCCCCACCUUGCUUGUGUUCACUGCUCAACGUCCGCAAGGACUUGGAAGGCCGUAUUGCCUGCUGCUGGAUAGCUGCGGGGUGGAUUCUAGCUGCAGAGAGCCUGUCUCUGCUUCCUUGGCUUGUGUGUUUCACGGCUGCAACUGAAUGCCAGGGAAGAGGGCCAUGCUAAAGCUGCAGCCUACCUCCAACAGGGAGGGCUGCUUCGCUUCCCUGGCAGGCCGCAGUUCCUCUGUCCCGCGCAUGAGCAUGCCACCAGUGCCCCCUCCCCAAGUCCCCAAAGCACAAGCAACCGGUCUUCACAAGUACACGCCCUCUUGCGUGCUUACGGGACUCUCAUCCCAUCUCGGCCCUCUCUUCCCAUCUCCCGCCUACGCUUAAUGAUGAGGGUUCUGGUUAUUUCUGCCCCUUUCCUUUUUUGGCGCCAGAGGAGAUGGUGAGCACACCGUGAAUGCCACUUGCCUUGGCUUAUAGUGGAUCAUGGUAUGCUUGUGUGUGUGUGAGAGAGACUCGGGUCUGUAGGAUAUUCAGUGAAGGAGAAGAGAGUUUUUAGGCUGCUUUGUUGUAGUGCAUCUGCUUCUGAGAUGGUGGAGGGUUAUUCUUGGAAAAACUCCCAAACUGGCCUGGGAGAGGGGAGCUUCUUGGCCAAUAGAUUGAUGCUGUGAUGAGUGUGGAGAGACUGCAAGAUUAGAGACAAUGGCAGUGCUUCUCUUUCUGGUAUCUAACCUCCCUGCUCAUCUAACAGGUGCUUUUCUAUUGUUCCCUAGCCUCUGACUGGUGUGAGGCAGGAAUGCAAAUAAAAAGUUGAGAUACAGA
Messenger RNA from Hemicordylus capensis (graceful crag lizard), 1725 nucleotides. It is a transcript of the gene FIS1, whose product is annotated as fission, mitochondrial 1. The transcript has 5 exons. Gene Ontology annotation, biological process: peroxisome fission; autophagy of mitochondrion; mitochondrial fission. Gene Ontology annotation, cellular component: mitochondrial outer membrane; peroxisomal membrane. Bases 114 to 572 code for a protein of 152 amino acids. The record is from RefSeq and is a predicted model, not a curated record. Gene Ontology annotation, molecular function: protein binding. NCBI's taxonomy places the organism in Eukaryota, Metazoa, Chordata, Lepidosauria, Squamata, Cordylidae.